Daldinia vernicosa is the source of this 612-nucleotide messenger RNA. Its product is annotated as RF-1 domain-containing protein. The coding region runs from base 1 to 612 and encodes 203 amino acids. Lineage: Eukaryota; Fungi; Ascomycota; Sordariomycetes; Xylariales; Hypoxylaceae. Gene Ontology annotation, biological process: translational termination. Gene Ontology annotation, cellular component: mitochondrion. The transcript has 2 exons. The record is from RefSeq and is a predicted model, not a curated record. Gene Ontology annotation, molecular function: translation release factor activity.
AUGCCGUCGCUGCUACUGCGGCUGCAACCGCUCCGCAACUACCUCCCCUCCAUAAGUCGACAACGAUCCCAUAAUAUAUAUUCCAAUUCCACCACCGUCACAUCUCGACCGUCCAGCUUCUCCGCCUCCCCGCCCCUCCUCAAAAACACAAACCUACCGCCGCGCCCCAAGCCGCCCCCCGAGGAAGACAUCGAGGAGUCCUUCCUGAAGGGCAGCGGGCCCGGCGGGCAGAAGAUCAACAAAACCAACUCAGCAGUCCAACUCAAGCACCUCCCCACCGGCAUCGUCAUCAAAUCCCAAGCGACCCGCUCCCGCUCCCAGAACCGCGUCAUAGCCCGGCAACUGCUAGCCGACAAGCUGGACCAGCUAGCCCGCGGCGACGAGAGCCGCUCCGCCAUCGUCGGCGAGUUUAAGCGCAAGAAGAAGGCCAGCUCCGCCAAGAAGAGCCGCCGGAAGUAUCGUAAGCUCGACGAGGAGAAACAACAGGCUCAGGCUGGGACCGCGCUGCAGGGAGAAGAAGAGGUUCUAGAAGAAGAGGAAUUCGAGGAAGGCGGAGAGGAGGAGGAAUUUCAAGAUAGCUCGAAGAACAAUGAAAGAAUAGACUAUAAAUAA